Messenger RNA from Oryzias melastigma (Indian medaka), 2168 nucleotides. It is a transcript of the gene b3galnt2, whose product is annotated as beta-1,3-N-acetylgalactosaminyltransferase 2. Gene Ontology annotation, molecular function: hexosyltransferase activity. The record is from RefSeq and is a predicted model, not a curated record. NCBI's taxonomy places the organism in Eukaryota, Metazoa, Chordata, Actinopteri, Beloniformes, Adrianichthyidae. The transcript is spliced from 12 exons. Bases 157 to 1644 code for a protein of 495 amino acids. Gene Ontology annotation, cellular component: membrane.
UCUCCGGCAGCGGCCAUGAGCGCCGGCGCUGAGCUGCGGAGCCUGAACUGGGCUCUCAGUCGUCGCAGCUCUCUCCGUGCGUGGCCGUGCGGCUCAGGAAGAGGCUGUGCCCCGCUCCAGCUGCAGUCGGCUCCGGCUGAAUGAAGGGCUCCGUCCAUGCGGAGGUUCGCGCUCACUCUGCUGCCCUGCGCUGCCGCCGUCCUGGUGCACUUGUGGCUGGCGCACCGACGCUCCUCCACCCCGCCGGACUGCGCUCCACACUCCGAUGAAUCUUUGCCUUUCUAUGAAGUCCUGGUGGGAGUUUUGUCAGCAAGACACCACUAUGAGCUGCGACAAGCCAUAAGAGAGACCUGGCUGGGCUACAUCAGAGAUCACCCCCACUUCCAGCACAGGGUGGAGGUGAAGUUCAUCGUGGGGAAACAUGGCUGUGCUGUUCCCGAGGAGGACAGGGAGGACCCGUACUCCUGCAGCCUCCUGAACUUCAGCGAGCCGGUGAGCGGUCAGGAUGCUGAGAUAGAGACCGUGGCGGUUGCUGACCCCUCUGUGCUCGCUCCUUCUGAUGUGUCCGCCAUCGCCGUGGACUUCAAGGUCCUCCAUCCGGUGGUCAUUACCAAACUUGGGGUGUUUUCCAGCAGCUCCAGACCUGAGCUUCAUGGAAAUGUGACGGUCAAGCUUCUGCAGCUUGAUCAAGAGGAGGCCGUGGUUACGGCUCGCUUCAGCCCCAUCAGCACAGGAACCAUGCUGAACUGGGUGUGGUACAAACCUGUGGAGCAGUUCAUCCUGCCUAAGGGUUUUGAGGGGACGCUGGUCUGGGAGAGCGCAGACUCGGCUGCUCUGACCACGGUCAACGCCUCGUCUGUCAAGCUCAGUGAUGGAGGAGGAGUCCUCAAGAUCUCCUCUAUUGCAGAGGGCAUCCUGCCCCACAGAAGUGCUCUUGGAUUUCCUGGUCUGGCCGGAGGCUUCACAUUUACCAUCUAUGAUGGAGACGGUCUGGCGGAGCUCCUGCGUGGUCGUCCGGCCCGGAUGGAGAGCCACGCCUCCAAGCUGAAGCUGGAAGACGCCGCGCUGCAGGAGGAGAGCCUCCGGCAUGGAGACAUGGUGUUGGUGGACGUGGUGGACACAUACAGGAACGUGCCUUCCAAACUGCUGCAGUUCUAUAAAUGGUCUGUGGAGAACACAGAGUUCAUGCUGCUGCUGAAGGCAGACGAUGAUUGCUACAUCGAUGUGGACUCUGUGUUAAUGAAAAUUGACCACAAAGCUCUCAAGCGCAACAAUUUCUGGUGGGGGAAUUUCAGGCAGAACUGGGCGGUGGAUCGCAUCGGGAAGUGGCAGGAGCUGGAGUACGCCAGUCCGGCCUACCCGGCGUUCGCGUGUGGAUCGGGGUACGUGGUUUCUCAGGACCUGGUCCAGUGGCUCGCCAGCAACGCAGAGAAACUGAAGGCCUAUCAGGGAGAAGAUGUGAGCAUGGGGAUAUGGAUGGCAGCUGUUGGACCACAGAAAUAUCAGGACGCCGGCUGGCUCUGCGAGAAGGAGUGUUACGCCGACAUGCUGUCGUCUCCUCAGCACACGGCGGAGGAGCUGCGCUCCCUCUGGGACAGGAAGAGGGUCUGCGGCGACCCCUGCGGCUGUCUGUGGGACCCUUAAACAUCCCCACGCCGCUCUGUGGGUAAAAUACGGACAAUUUCUGCCAUUUAUUUUGCUUAAAAAACCAAACUGAGCCAUUAUAUGUUAGAAUCUUACUGUUUAAAAAACUUUUUAGGUUCAUAAAAAUAAUCAAAUCUCGCAUCAACAUGAAUGAUUUGUGGUUUUAAAGUUCAUUUUGUCACUUUUAGCUUUAGAGAAAAUGUAUGAUAAAUGAAUAAACUUAUAAUGUUUUCUGUCAGGGAUGCACAUGUACAGAAUCCCUGUAGCUUAAAUAUGUUCCUGAACAUUGUUGGUGUUGAUACGGGUUUACAGCAGAUGUGAUGGAAGAUUAAGACUCUACGUUGUUAUCAUUUGUAAACUUCAUGAGGGUUUUUCACACUUUGUACUGUUGUCGUGCAAGCAGUGAUGUGGCCUUACUGUGUUAGUUAGGCAUCUUUGUGUGUGUUAACACUGGUGAUGUCUGCAGAACUUGAUGCGAAAGUUGGAUCCUCAAAGGUAAUAAAGAUCACUAAAGUCAGAUAAAA